GCGGGAUGGGCAGAGCCGAGCCAUGGCCGAGGCGCAGGAGCUGCUGCUGCAGCUGCAGAAGGACAACCGCGACGGGCGCCUGCGGAAGCAGGAACUCGAGGAGCUGGUGCGCGGGCUCGAGGCCGAGAGCGAGAGCCUCACGGCGCGCCUGGAGGAACUGAGCGAGCGCGAGCGCAGCCUGCAGCGGCGGCGGAGCCAGGCGGUGCGUGCCCUGAGGGGAGAGGCGCUCGAGUCGGCGCGGGAGCGCGCGGAGCGGGCGCGCGAACUGCUGGAGGCCGCGGAGCAGCGCAAGCGGGACCUGGAGCAACAAAACCGGCAACUGCAGGAGAAGUGGGAGGAGCUGUCAAGUCAGCUCUUCUACUACGGCGGCGAACAACUGAGUCAGCAACGCGCAGAGCAGCAACUCGGGGCCCAAUUGGUGGCGUUGCAGAAACAGCUGGAGCUGGUGGAGGCCAAGCACGCCAUGCAGACGGAGGCCCUGCGGCAGAGCGCACAGCGGAUGGAGGAGGCCUGGGCCAGCUUUCAGGAGCAGAGUGGAGUCUUGCAGGUGCCUUACCCCCUCCGCUGCGAGAGCCGCUCACCUCUGACCCCAAGGUGGCCUCCACCCCUCCUUCUGAGCUGCGGCAGUCUGCCCCCGCCCCACCGAGAGAUCCUCUUUGGUGUGAGGCCUCACUCCCACUCCCUGCAGGAGCUGCAAGGGGAGGUGAUGGAGGCGGCGGCUGCGUUGGACGCCUCGAGGGUCGGACUGGAGCCGUGCGACUCACAGCUUCGCCGGGGGCAGGACUGCGCGGGCUCACUCAUGGAGGAGGUGGCCAAAGCAGACUGUGUGAGCGCCGGCACGGGCAGGGGCGGGCUUGAGCCGAGACCCGCCCCGCCAAAGCGCACUCACAGGCUCCGCCCUCUACGGGCCCCAACCUCUAAGAGAUCCCUUCCCCUCCUCAGUACGGGAUUGCAAAGCCGCUCCCUUUCCCCGCAGGAGAAGCGGCUAUUCCGCGGUGCUGGGGCGGGAGGCAUCAGGCUGUGGGCGCUAGGCGCGCUGCAGACGCUGCUGCUGCUCCCGCUGGGCCUCCUGGCGCUGCCGCUGCUCUACCUGGCUCUGGUGAACCCCUUCGCCCUCCAGCGCGGGCUCGCGCGUCCGAGCUUGAACGCCGCCCUCCGCCGCCUGCGCUACACACUGGCCCCGCUGCUGGAGCUGCGCGCGCGCGGACUGCUGCCCGCCUAGCGCAUCACGCCGGCCGCGGCCGCCUGCA
Molecule: messenger RNA, 1250 nt
Organism: Phacochoerus africanus (Common warthog)
Lineage: Eukaryota; Metazoa; Chordata; Mammalia; Artiodactyla; Suidae
Gene: TMEM191C
Product: transmembrane protein 191C
Exons: 9
Coding region: 23-1222 (399 amino acids)
Source: RefSeq, a predicted model, not a curated record